Messenger RNA from Trichobilharzia szidati, 3552 nucleotides. Lineage: Eukaryota; Metazoa; Platyhelminthes; Trematoda; Strigeidida; Schistosomatidae. The record is from the annotation of a GenBank genome assembly.
GUUGAACACAGUGACCUCGAGAAAGAGCAGCGGACAUCCAUCGACAGAAAGGGUUUUCGAAGGUCAUUCCGGUCGAAUUAGAUGAAGUCACAGAUUUAAGCUAAAUGUGUAUCUAUGGAUGGCGAAAGUGUACGCAGUGGACGGAGUGAAAAAAGUGACCGUUCUCGUCGAUCAAAACGCAUCCAGAGAACAAAUAAUGUUCCACCAAAUCAGUCUAUGUGUAUGUUCCAGGAACAGGUAAAAGGUGUAACUGCUUCCUCACAAAACCAACAGCUGGUUGUUGAUCAGAAUAUGCAGCCUAUAGAUACAUCUAUCCGCCCAUCCUCUCAAAAUACUUUGAUGCCAGUUGUGCAACAGCCUCACAUGAACAUGUUUCCGCAACAGCCAAUAGGUUUACAACAAAACAAUCCUCAUCCGUAUACAUUAGAAACAUGGAUUCCUCCUUUAAUGCCGAUGAAUCCUAAUUUUUCCGCUUGUUCCCAGUCAAACAUGUAUGUUCCUAAUGCCCAAAGUUGGGGAGCCCAAGCUGUACCUCAAGUUUACACUCAGCAAAUGAUUCCUCAGUCAAUUCCCGCUUCUUUCCCCCGACCUCCGAAUUGUGCAGGAGUACAAUCAAGCCAAAUUCAGUCACAACAGCAACAACAAGUCAGUCACUUUAUACCUUCUGGGCAGCAGCAUCCUUUAGCUCAUACUGCUCCAUCUCAUGUUCCAUCUUCCCAGAUACCUUCCCAGCCAUCAUCUCAGAUUCCUGAACCAUAUCGAUCUGAACGUUUUGAUUCACAGCUCACCCAUCAAGAUGAAAGUGCUUGGGUCGAGGAAGCUACAGCUGUAACUGGAGCUACAAGUGAGACUGGAUUAAGUGGCGAUAACUUCUCCCGGUUUGGAGCACGAUAUGGUCUUGCAACUUCGCUAGGUAUUAAUUCCAAUGGAGGUGCAGGUUGUAAUAUUAGUGGAGCUGCAGCUGCACUAAUACGUUCUGAAGCGGAUGAGAUAAAGGUUUUCAAGUGUUCAAAUACACUAAGUUUUGCUAUUUCUGCAUUUCUUGGGAUUGCCUCAUUAGUGUCUCCAAUCCUAAUGCUUUUGCUUCCAUUUCUGCCCUUUUGGAUUGGAUGGUCAACUGAUACUUGCCAACCAACUUGUGAAGGAAAUCUCAUUAGUAUAUCCGUAAAACUUGUACUUCUUUCUAUUGCUUUAUGGUUUUUAAGCUCUCCUUGUCAACCAUUCUGUGGCAGUGGAACUGCUAUACUUCCUCGUAUCCGUCUUUGUCGUACUCUCUUCUUAUGUCUUGUACUAGUCGUACUUUUUGCUUUUUGGUUAUUUUAUACUGUACGAGUUAUACAACCAAAGGAAUCUGAUUACCUUUCCAUCGUAGUUUUCGCCAGCAGUUUGACUGAUACACUUUUGUUUUUGCAUUAUGCUGCUAUUGCUCUUAUGGAAUUACGAAAAAUACGGUUCCACUAUGUCAUACACAUUGUACGCUCUCCAGAUGGAAUGUCAAAAACUUUUAAGUGUGGCGAAAUGUCAUUGCAGCGGGCGGCUGUAGAAGUUCUGCAGUUCUAUAUGCUUGAAUUCACAGCAUAUAACCCGAAUCAAAAUCCAUCUGUGAGCAGUGGCGGUGGAGGCAAACGUAGUCGCCGUGGUGGCUCUGCUUCCGCUGGAAAUGGUGGGGGCUCGAAGUAUAAAUUUUACGACGUAGAUAGUGGAGGUGCAGGUCUGACUAAGUCGGAGAAUGGCGUUACAUAUACUGUUGAACAAUCUGCCGGUGCUAUUACUGCUCCUAGUGCUUCAGUUCGUCUGUACGAAGAAAUUGAAUUGGAGAAACGUAUACGUAAACGGCGUAUGAGAUUGCUAUUAGCAGUCGAGGAAGCUUUCACUCACGUAAAGCGGCUGGCUGCUGAAAACUGUAAUAACAGAGGGAGUGUUGCUGGAGUCAUGGAGUGUGAUCAGACUUUAGUACCUUUCAAAAACUCUCGAAGCAAUGGGCGUAUGUCAAAGCUCAGUUGUUCUACAGGAAAAUCUUUGGAUCCAUAUGAAGCUGCACAAGCUGUCUUUCCUACACUUAUCCGGCCGUUACAAAAGUAUAUGCGCGUUACACGUCAACAAGCUCGUCAUCCCGUGGAUAUGGUCAUUGACCAUUUGGCUCUUUGUUUAGCCUAUGGUCUGUCACCGCAUGCUUUCUUGGAACGAUUUAAUCCGUCAGCUGCUACACCGCAACAAGAUGCUGCUGCUGCAGCGACAGCCAUUGCAACAGCAAAAAGAGCUAAGCAUCAACAGAGUGCUAAACAAGUAAACAAUGUUCCAGAUAACUCGGACCCGUCUCCUUUACUACCGAAAUAUGUGCAUCCAGGUGGCCAACAGAUCUGGAGUAUUGUAGCUGAUCGAGCUUUAUCUCGUAGUUUAGCUGAUGGUGCCAUAUUUCAGCUGCGUCGUGGAAGUGAGCUGUCUUUACUGUGUACUGUAAGACGCUUACCGCUUAUUUAUCUCAUUGAAGAGAUAUUAGAGCCCUUAGAAGCAGGUAGAUUUGUUUUACGAACUGACAAUGCAGUAUAGUUUUAUGAUUAAAUAAAAAUACACUGUUCAGGGAAUGUGAUCUCAUCCAUCUAGACUGCUUUUUUUUUAAAAAAAUUACAGUUUUGGUUCCGAAGUUUUCUAUCUCGAGUUUUGUCGAAAUCAAUUUGAUUGAUUUGUAGAACACGUUGCUUAAUUUUGUUUUAUCCCCAUGACUGUUUCUGUAUUUGUUGUUAUUAUUGUUGCAUUUAUUAAAAAAAAUUAUUUACAAUUUAAAAAUUUAUUUUGUUUCUCGUCGAAGUGAAGUCUUUGACAAUUAUUCUUCUCAUUGUUUGUAUUUUAUUCUGAGUACUUUGUUUUGUUGUACUGCUUUUUUUCCCACUUAUUCUCUUCAAAGUGGAGAAAAAAUUUCCACAUGCAUUUUGUUUUUUUUGUUUUGAUUUCUCACCAACGAACACUAGUCACUGAAAUAAUAAUAGUAACUAUUAUGAUUGCCAUUAUGUAUUUGAUUUUACUUAUGUGUCAUUACUGCUGUUUAUAUUUAAUAUCAUGUUAUGUGUGUGUGUGGUGUGUUUAUUCUCACUUUUCCCUUCAUUAUUCUUUGCUUAAAGCAGCCAUUUUUCAUAUUUUCCAAAACUCACUUUGUAUGAAAGUUUUUUUUCUCUAGCUUUAUUGUGCAUAUUAUUCUCAUGUACACCGGUCUAUCCUCCGGUUCAAUUGAUUGCUUUUAGCACCGGUUAUAUAUCAAUGAUUUUUUUCCUCAGUGAAUUAAUUCACUUUCAUCUUUUUACUCAUUGACUUUUAGUAGAAAGCAGUUUGGUCUGUAUGUUUGGGAAGGAUGAGAUACCUUUAAGACUCCUAAUCGUGGUAAAAUAUUUCUUUAUUAGACUUCAAAUUUCAUCAUAUGUCUGAAUUCAGUAGUACUACUACAUAGAUAUUUGCGUGUGGAGCUAUGGCUUAUUGAUUUAAGCUGUCGACUUCCAGCCAAUAGGUGACAGGUUCGAAUCCUGCUCUAUCUUCUGUUGAGUGACAUUUCAUUUUCUU